GCAAACAGAGCGGUCAGCUGACUCGGCGGAGUGCGCCGUCAUCCCGGCUAUAAGCGCGCGGCCUCCCGGCGCUCGGCUCCGACCCCGCCGCCGCCACCAUGCAGCCCCCAAGCCUGCUGCUGCUCGUCCUCGGGCUGCUCGCUGCGCCUGCCGCCGCGCUCGUCCGAAUCCCGCUGCACAAGUUCACCUCUGUGCGCCGGACCAUGUCGGAGUUGGGGGGCCCCGUGGAGGAUCUGAUCGCCAGAGGCCCCAUUUCAAAAUACGCCCAGGGGGUGCCCAGUGUGGUGGGCGGUCCCGUUCCGGAGGUGCUCAAGAACUACAUGGACGCGCAGUACUACGGGGAGAUCGGCAUCGGGACGCCCCCGCAGUGCUUCACGGUCGUCUUCGACACGGGCUCCUCCAACCUGUGGGUCCCGUCGAUCCACUGCAAGCUGCUGGACAUCGCCUGCUGGGUGCACCACAAGUACAACAGCGGCAAGUCCAGCACCUACGUGAAGAACGGCACCAGCUUCGACAUCCACUACGGUUCCGGCAGCCUCUCCGGGUACCUGAGCCAGGACACCGUGUCGGUGCCCUGUAAGUCGGGUCUGUCGAGCCUGGCUGGUGUCAAGGUGGAGAGGCAGACGUUCGGGGAAGCCACCAAGCAGCCGGGCAUCACCUUCAUCGCGGCCAAGUUCGACGGCAUCCUGGGCAUGGCGUACCCCCGCAUCUCGGUCAACAACGUGCUUCCCGUCUUUGAUAACCUGAUGCAGCAGAAGCUGGUAGAGAAGAACAUCUUCUCCUUCUACCUGAACAGGGACCCCGGCGCGCAGCCCGGGGGUGAGCUCAUGCUGGGCGGCACAGACUCCAAGUACUACAAGGGUCCCCUGUCCUACCUCAAUGUGACCCGCAAGGCGUACUGGCAGGUCCACAUGGAACAGGUGGAUGUGGGCAGCAGCCUGACCUUGUGCAAGGGGGGCUGCGAGGCCAUUGUGGACACGGGCACGUCCCUCAUCGUGGGCCCUGUGGACGAGGUACGAGAGCUGCAGAAGGCCAUCGGGGCUGUGCCGCUGAUCCAGGGCGAGUACAUGAUCCCCUGUGAGAAGGUGUCCACCCUGCCCGAGGUCACCCUGAAGCUGGGCGGCAAACCCUACAAGCUGUCGUCCGAGGACUACACGCUCAAGGUGUCGCAGGGCGGGAAGACCAUCUGCUUGAGUGGCUUCAUGGGCAUGGACAUCCCCCCGCCCGGCGGGCCGCUCUGGAUCCUGGGGGACGUCUUCAUCGGCUGCUACUACACCGUGUUCGACCGGGACCAGAACCGUGUGGGCCUGGCCGAGGCCACCAGGCUCUAGCUGCCCGCCCGCUGGGGAGGAAGGGGUCUGGCAGGAGGAGGCCGGCCGCCCCCGCCCUCCCGGCCACCCCUGCCGCACACACUCACGCUCAGACUCACACUCACAGCCCAGCUCUGCAGGCACCAGGCUCUCGGGCUGCCGUUUUGUUCUGUGGUUUCCCUGGCCUUGGCGUCUCUGUCUGUCUAGUAGAGGGCGGGGUGCGGGGCAGCAGCCACUAGGCUGACCCCGAGUCGAGCCACGUCACUAACU
This is a messenger RNA of Lontra canadensis (Northern American river otter), 1580 nucleotides long. RefSeq names its product cathepsin D (gene CTSD). The record is from RefSeq and is a predicted model, not a curated record. Gene Ontology annotation, biological process: proteolysis. Gene Ontology annotation, cellular component: lysosome. NCBI's taxonomy places the organism in Eukaryota, Metazoa, Chordata, Mammalia, Carnivora, Mustelidae. Gene Ontology annotation, molecular function: aspartic-type endopeptidase activity.